AUGAACGGUGACCGACGAUUGCGACGAAAUCAAGUCGCCUGCGACGCGUGCCAUACCCGCCGUGUGCGAUGCGAUCUGGUAUCCUCGUUACCAUGCUCGCACUGUCUGCGCAACGACGUAGACUGCAAAAUUACACGCAAGCUUCGAAAACGAGGUCGCAUAGCACGGUCUAAGCUAGCCAAUGCGAAUAGGACUCAUGGGGUAGACGCACCGCCAAGUCCUACAGAACAAAGACAGACCAGCGAAAACUGCAGUCUUGCGUCACAAUCGACUGUAUCAUCCAUGGAUCCCACCAUUCCGACUUCAGUCACACAAUCGUCUUCGCCAGGAACCAACGAAAUCGAUGCUCUCUUGACCUUGUGCAUGGAGGACUGUCGCUCUAUGCCAGAUGACUUACAGCUGCAGGCAGGAUUAGGGAGGGAUGUCACAGAGGAAUGUCUUCCAACGGCUCAUCUGCUCAAUAGCUUGCCACAAUUGAGCCCAGAAGACAACGAGCCUCCGCUGCCACUGCAGGAAAUCUGGAAGGGGGCUGAUAUGGCUCCUGAUACUCCGAGCCAGGGGCAUCAUCCACCGACACUAUCUCAACCACCAACAAAUUACCAUCUCCCAGACAAUGAACCGAUUUUGCGGCUCUCGACAAAAUAUCCUGUGUUGAGUACAGUGAUGCCUGUUCUAGAAAAAGGUCUCCCUCCACAACUUGUGUUCCAUUUGCUUGAACUAUAUUUUACUAGCCCAUUUCCAAACAUCUUGCACAGGAGCUCCUUUCUGAGGGAUGAAUUCCGGGUCACCAGCCCUGCGCUUUUAACAAGCAUGCUUUGGAUGGCUGCUAUUGAUCAUCGGGCCUCUCUAUCUAUCCCACCCUCACAACAUCGGAAGAUCUGCCAGUUCCUCGGCGACCUAACGAGAGCAUUAUUACAAUCUUCAGACGAUGCCUCGCCCAAAAAUCAGGAGCCUUCACUGGCAGGGCUGCAUUGCUCAUCUAUGGCAGUCCAUCCCGUGAUGGAAAAUGAUGUUCAGCUUGAUCAGGUAAUCACUUACAUCCAUAUUGCCUCGGUUGUCUCUACCGAACAGGAAGCCGCAGGGAUGAGAUGGUGGAAGACGGCGUUUAGUUUAGCCCGAGAGCUCAAACUAAAUCAGGAGGCGGAAAUUGUGCCAGACUUUGAUAAGCAGAUCAAUGGAUUGGCCCAAUCCUUUGCUGACGGGCUAUCAAAUUUGCCAAAGGACCCGAACUUUUCCCAUUCUAAUGGGACACAAUCGAGCCUCAAUAGCGCAUUUGAGCAAAUCCAUGAUAGCUUUGAAAUCCAUGAUCAAAGCUAUCAUGUCUCAACGGAGGAACACAACGAAGAGCGAAGACGAAUUUGGUGGCUUCUUUACAUUAUUGAUCGUCAUCUCGCAUUGUCUCAUAACCGUCCGCCCGAAAUUCUUGAUUCAGAGUGUGGGAAUCUUUUACUGCCACUGGACGAAACCUUAUGGCAGGGCGGUAGUGUUCACAGCAACAGUCUCCAUUCGCAGGGGCUUCGUUGCUUUCAUCCAGCAAAGCAGAAUGAACUUCAGGUCUUCCCUGGUUUUCGCUGUCGCGACUCCUCCAUUUUUGGGUUUUUUCUUCCGCUUAUGACGAUCACCGGAGAGGUGAUGGGGCUCAAUAAUCUGCGGCUGGAAGAUAACGAGGCUUGCAAAGUUACAGAGACUGAAGUGUUAAGUCAUCUCGAGGUCUAUCAAACCAGUUUGUCCGCUUUUAUGGCAUCUUCAACUGUUUCCGCCGAAGUGUCAAACCGACCCGACAUGCAGCUAGUCCAGGACCAUGGCUGGCAAACACAAACUGUGGUGGCUUACUCGUCAUACCUAGUCCAAGUUCUCCAUACAUCACUAGUGGGGAAGUGGGACUGGCAAUUUCUAUUGGAAGACAAAGAGUUUUGGACUUCUCCAGCCUUCACAUCCACAAUCUCACACUCAUUAGAUGCGGCUUUUUGGUUGCGGCAAAUUUUGCAGCUUGACCCAGACAUCAGCUUCAUUCCCUACCUCUUCGGAAUUCAGCUAAUUCAGGGAAGCUUCCCCCUAUUGCUGAUUGUAGAGCGGCUCCAAGAUAAAUCAGAAGAGGACAUUCUUAAUGCCUGUGAGAUUAUGAUGCAAGCUACUGACUCAUGCCUUGUCACGCGGAACACAUAUUAUCAAAGGACAUUUCGGCAAUUGAUACGCAGCGCAGUCUCACAGGCUUGGGGUCGUCCUGUGAGUGCCGGCGAAAUUCGACGUCGUCGCAAAGCGGUCUUCGAUCUUUGGCUGUGGAUACGAAGGAAGACAAAUUGGUCCACCGUACGAUAG
This is a messenger RNA of Penicillium expansum, 2319 nucleotides long. Its product is annotated as Zn(II)2Cys6 transcription factor. The record is from RefSeq and is a predicted model, not a curated record. Gene Ontology annotation, molecular function: zinc ion binding; DNA-binding transcription factor activity, RNA polymerase II-specific; DNA binding. The transcript has 2 exons. The coding region runs from base 1 to 2319 and encodes 772 amino acids. Lineage: Eukaryota; Fungi; Ascomycota; Eurotiomycetes; Eurotiales; Aspergillaceae. Gene Ontology annotation, biological process: DNA-templated transcription; regulation of DNA-templated transcription.